CGUGCGUGCUAGUUGGUGUGUGUGCUUGGAUUUUUUUAUUUACACAUGAUAUUAUUUUUAUAAUGUACAAGUGAGAAUAGUAUUUUUAUAUGAAACAUGACAGUACAAAUCUAAACAGUACAAAUAGAUAACUUCACCAGACCUCAUCUCAGCGAUAUUCAGGAAGCCGAAUGACAAUAACAAAAUUAUUUUGCUAGUUGAUCGAAGACCCAUCCCCAAGCAACAGCAUGGAUAUUUUAAGUUAGUGAUAAUGUUAAUACGAAAAUGAGUGAGACCCUGAGCCAAGAUCCCGACGGGUUGAACGUGGCUUACACCACCUUGACUCCGUCGUACCCGCCGACGCCGGCGACGCCCAGUUCGACGGUGCAGGAUGCACCACCGGGUGCCAAUCUACCUCCCUUUUCCACGUUCUCGGCAGACAUGGAUCCAAAUGGAGCGUUCGGUUCGGUUUCGGAACGAUUGUUCAGUGAUACGCGCCUUCUAGACAUAUCAAAUUGGGACUACUAUGGCGAAACGCGUCUCUUGGAGCGUACUGAAAACGGUAUGUCGAUCAUAUCGUCGCAACCUCAGUACAGGCCUUGGGAAUCCAAAACGGUCGACUCGACGUCCGCCUUUACCGCCACAACGCCCGCGACAUUUACAGACACUUUUUCGCAACAAAACGGUUUGUCGAAGUUACCCUCAUUCCAAUCCCAAUUCCAAACGUUCAGUGAUCCAGUGACGACCAGUGAACCAACGCUGACAACACUUACGAAUCUCACACCCGUCUCACCAAAUUCAUCAUCUAGUCCAGGAAGUCACAGUUUAACAACCUUAAACUCCAACUUCCACACCUUAAGUGCUGUUAACCCGAGAAGCUAUCCUCUUGUACCGGCUCCCAUCCAGGCUCGUGAAAUACCAUCGAUACAACAGCAGUUCUUGGACGAAAGGCACAUACAACUUUACUCGCAUCCCACUGCCAACAUCGCCACCUUGAACAACUCCAUCCAUCCGGCGAGCAUCUUCCCAGCUCAGAACGGUGCUAUCAUACAAAACAAUCAAUUGAUCUCCUCACCAACAGUGGUAACAGUAUUAAAAUCCGAACCCGAUAUCAAACUUACCAAUGUCGGUCUUCAUCCAUCUCAGUUCCAAAACACGAUGGCCAACCUGGACAACGGCCUGUACAACGGCAUCGAGAAGAAGAACGGCAUCAGCCUGAACCAGCUGAACUCGCCGACACGUAACGACUUCCGCAAGAAGGAACGGAGGAAAAUCCGUGCAUCUAGUCUAGAAAGUUCCGCGGAAAGUGACGGGGCAUCCAGUAACAUGGAAAUCGGCUCGGAAAAUUCCGGACAGGUCGCGGCAGUGUCUAGUACGGCCGGGUUCAAGACCCACCACUCGAUCAACUCCAAUUCCGUGGACAUGGACGAUAUUAGCGGUGGAUCUGUCGACAAGCAGGUCAAAAAGAAGCGCAAACGGUGCGGCGAAUGCAUCGGUUGCCAGAGAAAGGACAAUUGUGGUGAUUGUGCCCCUUGCAGGAACGACAAGAGCCACCAGAUCUGCAAGCAGCGGAGAUGCGAGAAACUCACCGAGAAGAAGAAUCUGUACGGGGACGGAAGUUUUCUGCGUGGAGAGUCUAGACGAGGCAGGGGGAAGGGCCGAGGCGGGGCGAGCUACCGCGGCCGAAAACCCAGCGGACCAGUAGCACCCCUCGUUGGUACCGCCAGUCUUCCAACAGAUUCCAACGGUGUACCAUCGAAUCAACCGCCUACCAGGCCUAGUCCGCAACCACCUACCGUUCAACAACCUAUGCCAGUUCAACAACAACCAAUGGCACCAAUGCCUUUCUACGCUGACCCCAAUAGGUUCCCCACUCCUGUUUGGCAGACAACCCCUGAGCAAGGUUGGACACCUCAAGGGCAGUUUAUCCAGCAAAUACCCGCUGGCCAAACUAUCGAGACGUACCAGCAGUACCCGAACGGCAUCUAUCAAACAACUUACCAACAACCUGCCUUCGAAACGAACACCUUUUACACUGGAGCAGUUCAGGUGUUAACCAAUCGACCACCAAGUGUUCCUAAUCAACAAGCUCAGCUUACACCAAGACCAAAUUCGAAUUUUUCUCAUACACCUAGUCCUGUGCCGACGCAAGCUCAGCCACAACAGCCUCAGCAACAACAGCAGCAGAUACAGCAAGUACAAGUACAACAAGUACAGCAAGUACAGCAGGUUCAGCAAGUACAACAGAACAAUCAGCAGGUACAGCAGCAACAACCUCAAACUCAACAACCUCAACAGCCCCAAGCACAACAGAACAACGCAAACAGGCAGUAUCAGGAAUACAACAUGCAAAAUCAAAACUUCAAUCCCCCAUCAACCCCCACGGGCAAUACGGAGAACCAGUCCCGUCCGAGCUCCGUGAACAGCAUCGCCAAUCCACCGACGCCAAAUCAGAACUUCCAGCAGCAACAAAACGCUGUGUAUACGACGGUCUCGUCCGCAAACUUUAGUCCCAGCUCCAACGCCGGCAAUUACGUCAAUGCGAAUUCGGGAAACGACAAGCCUGGAUAUCCGCAAGUGAACAGCAGUCCGCAGCUAACUUCACACAACUCUAGUGGGUAUUCAGGCCAGGAGCAGUACAGCGGACACCCACACGAAAACCAUUGGCAGGCGCAACAGCAGCAGAUGAUGUGGGAACAGCAGACCCACCAAGACAAAGUGGACCAACAAAACCAGUAUCAGGAGCAAGUGCAACAGGCCACUGAACACUAUGCUCAACACCAACAAGACGUGAACUCGUCGCCCAAUAAAAUGGACAACCUCCAUAACGUUCAAAGUGCUGUUAAAACAUUUUCACAAGCGGACAAAGUGAAUUUAAAUACUCGAAUAAAAACGAUGAUAUUGAACAAACAGCAAGAAACCAAAAUCGACGAACCAAAACCAGUAGAACAAAACACUACCGGUCAUUUUUUAUGGUAUAGCCACCAUCCCCACUUAGAUCCGUUAAUAAGUGGCGAUGGUGGCCCCCUUAAAACCAUACCCGAUCAAGACUUAAAAACUGAUAAUGUAUCAAAUCAGAGCUUGCAGAAUUUUCGGCUUGAAACUACAUCUCAAAGGCCGGUCUUCAACGAAUUCAACUCUCAUAGUCACAUGAAAAAUGAAAUUAAACAGGAGCAGUUUUUUCGUGAUGGAACGGGCAAUGAUUACAUGCGAACACCCAUAAAGAAGGAAUUAAACGUUGAAAUUAAACAAGAGAAUAUCAAGGAAGAGCAAAUUUUGGAUAGCAAAAACGGAAUAAAAGAAGAGAAAAACAAUAAGAUCGGUUGUGAAAUUCCACAAUGUGGUUGUUUCCCACCCGAUCAGUCACCACCCGAACCUGGUACUUAUUAUACUCAUUUAGGCUGUGCAAAUAACUUAAAAACACUAAGAACUGAUUUGGAAACUCGCACUGGUGUUACAGGACGUGCAAUAAGAAUAGAAAAAAUACGUUACACUGGCAAAGAAGGCAAAACUGCUCAGGGAUGUCCAAUUGCCAAGUGGAUCAUUCGCCGAUCUAACACAGAAGAGAAAUACCUCAUAGUCGUAAAGCAACGUAUUGGUCAUUUUUGUCAUUCGGCUUUUAUUGUCGUGUGCAUAGUCGUUUGGGAAGGUAUUUUGCAGAGCACUGCUGACGAUUUAUAUUCCAUGCUGACCCAAAAACUGAAUAAAUUUGGCCUACCAACAAAAAGACGCUGUUCCACGAACGAAAUGCGCACGUGCGCUUGUCAAGGCACCGAUGAGAAAACUUGUGGUGCAAGUUUCUCUUUCGGCUGCUCUUGGAGCAUGUACUACAACGGAUGCAAAUUUGCCAGAUCCAAGGAUGUGAGAAAGUUCCGGCUUUUGGAAAAAUUCGAAGAAAAUCUCGUGGAAGAUCGUCUUCAGUGGCUGGCAAAUUUCAUCAGUCCCAUGUACAAGAACCUUGCGCCCAAGUCGUUUGAGAACCAAUGCCAUUUUGAAUCAGUUGCUUCCGACUGUCGUUUAGGAACCAAAUUAGGAAGGCCGUUUUCUGGAGUGACUGUGUGUAUGGAUUUCUGUGCGCAUUCGCAUAAGGAUCUGCAGAAUAUGAACAACGGUUGCACGGUUGUUGUAUCACUGACCAAACAUCGAGAAAUAGCCAAAUCGACUGAUGAACAACUCCACGUUCUGCCUUUGUACGUCGCUGACGACACAGACGAAUAUGGUUCUAAAGAACAACAAAACGAGAAAAUGGUGAUUGGCAGCAUAGAAGUAUUGCACAGUUUCCAUUCAGAAGUUCGUACAUAUUCUGUUCCUGCCGACACGUGCCCUCGAAGAAAAAACAAAAAGAGUAUGGAUGGAAAAUUACCAAAAAGAAAAUCUACCUCAGCUGAACCAAAGUCGCCUUCAAUAAACUUUUCUCCUAGUUUAACCAGUUCGCCAGUAAAAACGCCAUACAUUGGCUCGAACGAAAUACAGUACAAUCAAGUUUCCAGCACUGUUAUGGGACUACCAAAUCCCUAUAGGUACGAAUCAAAUAAUUUAAAAGCUUAUAGCAGCUGUUCAAAUAGUAUGAACUCGUAUCAAAGCUUACCAUCUUUCUCUAUCUUUAAAACGUCAUUUAAUUCCUUCUUGAACUAUAGCAAUCCGUAUGGCCAAAACUAUUAUCCUAUAAACUAUAAUAGUUACUACAACUAUACAAAUGAACAAUGGUGUGGCCAGCUCUCAUCUAGUCACAAUCAAAUUUUUGCCAGCUACAACCAUUUUUCAUCAAACCCAUAUUAUAAUUAUAGUUAUACUUCAAAUAAUACAUUACCACAACCAAUAAUGUCUGACCCAGAGCCAAAGAAGCCUUCUUUGGAGGUGCACGAAUCAGACAACACCGAAUGUUUCCAAGAUAGAAACAUCGGUGGAGUCGCAAUAGCUCUAACCCACGGUAGUGUACUAUUUGAAUGUGCCAAACAUGAAUUGCAUGCAACCACUGCCCUAAAAAAUCCAAACCGACAAUCUCCUGCUCGUAUAUCGCUUGUAUUCUAUCAGCAUAGGAACUUGAAUAAGGCCCGUCACGGUCUUGAGGAGUACCUAGAAAAAAUGAGAGUGAAAAAGUUAGACCAAAACGAAUUUGAAUGUAAAUUAGACAGUAGCUUCAGUAGUUUGAACAGUACGGACGAUUUCGUCUUAAGGGCAACAAACGUGCCCUCUGUAUCUUUAACAACAAUGUUUCCAAUAUACCCCUGUCCCGUUACAGGUCCGUAUCAGGAGAACGUGCCAUGAGAUGUAGUUUCUUCCGAGAUAUUCAUUAUUUAUCGUUACUUCGAGACUGCAAAUUUAUCCGAAAAUAUCUAUUGGUAAUUUAACCGAAAAAUAACUGCCAGGUUAUGACCGAAACUUUUUAUUAAAAUAACAUUGUCAGUGCCUCUAUGAUCUCAAAGUAAUCAAUUCACAAAUCCACUCAAGAGUACAAAUUUACAUUUCUCAGCUUGCCAUUUAAAACUAAUAUAGAAAAUCGGUCAAGAAUGACACAAUUGUUGGUUUGCUGACAAAAAUUUUAGUUUAGCUAUUCAUUCAUUAGUUAAUUUAUAUUUUAGCUAGAUUUUUUUUGUAUAUUUUAAUUUUUCUAGUUGUUUUUAAUAAAUUUGAGUACCUACUUUUGGUGUACAGGGACUGACAUACUAUCUAAAAGUAUUAAAUCUCAAAUAAACAUAUUAGAUUUAUUUUUAAGAAUAGUACUAAAAAUACUUAGUCAGUGUGGCAGUCUAUCACCAGUCAUAAUUUAUUUGUAUAUAAUGAAAUAUUAGGUUUAUUUUUGUUAUUUAUAUUAAUUUAAUUUUUGUGGUAAAACUACACGAUAUACACCAUCGAAUAAGGUUUAAUAUAAAAAGGACUAAAAAGAGCUAAAAAGUAAGAAUGUAAGAAAGUUUAACUUUAUGAAUUCGGUUGUUUGAGACUAUAUAUUCGCGAAAAAAAUUAGUGUUGUUUGUGUAUAGAGAUCAUUUAUUUGAAGGAUAUAGUCCACAUUUUUGCCUUUAUCCUUGCUUCACGUAAAAGAUUAUAUAUUUUUGCCAGCGUGAACAUGGUUUUAUUAAAUUAUUUGUAAAAAUUGUUUAUGUAAAACCUAGACUAUCUGAUUUUCGGAGAUACUUUGGGUUUUAUUUGUCCCCAAAAGGCCCUACAAUAUUGUGUAUACAUCAAAUAUGUGUGCAGUUACUUUGUAGUGUUGAAAGUAUAUUUUUGACAAGAAAGAAAAAAAUAUUUAUAGUGUUCUUAUUAUGCCUACAAAAAUUAUUGUAUAGUGUUAGGACCCAGUCACUUGAUUAUUCAAGAAUAAUUUAUAAGUAUGUUAAUACAAGAAAAUGAUGCCAAAUAUUUUAAACUAGAUAUUAAUCAUUUGUAUUUAUUGUUUUUGACGGUAAAUUUUCUUCCAAGCCGCAUUUUGGCCAACACACUUUUAUGUAUUAUAGGUUAGAACUGCUAUCCCACUAUUUAUUUUAUUUAUUUAUUAUUUCCUUCUGCAUCCAUCCUUUUUCUGCAAACACGGAAUUUACUCUUCGAUUUUGCUUACAAAUUUCCAUAGACAAAUAUAAUUUUGUGCAAUAACUUACAACCUUUCAGUAUUAACAAUUGGUAACUUGCACAAAAACGAUGGAUCUAACACCCCAAUCGACAAUUUUUAGUAUUAGAAACAAAAAUGUAUAUAUUUUUUACACAAUUUUUAGUAACUAAUAAUUGAAAAACCAAAAAGCAAUUUACAAAAUACUUGUACAGUACGUUUUGAGUACACACUGUCAUGAUUUUCAUAAGUCAUUUGUAAAAUUCGUCACGUUCCAUUGAAAUUCACAUAGCAAUACUACUACGGUACUUCUUAUCAUAUCAUAUGACGGUGUUUACUCAAAAGGAUAAUGUCGUUUCCUUAAACAAUAAUUUGUAUUUUCUAAUUAUAGAUUUUUUAGUUUAGCAUUAAGAAACAAAAUUAAUAUGUGUAUUGUCUUGUGAAUACAUUUAUAUGAUAGAAU
Aethina tumida (small hive beetle) is the source of this 6986-nucleotide messenger RNA. It is a transcript of the gene Tet, whose product is annotated as DNA N6-methyl adenine demethylase. The coding region runs from base 265 to 5247 and encodes 1660 amino acids. Gene Ontology annotation, molecular function: zinc ion binding; DNA binding; DNA 5-methylcytosine dioxygenase activity. Gene Ontology annotation, cellular component: nucleus. Lineage: Eukaryota; Metazoa; Arthropoda; Insecta; Coleoptera; Nitidulidae. The transcript is spliced from 10 exons. The record is from RefSeq and is a predicted model, not a curated record. Gene Ontology annotation, biological process: positive regulation of transcription by RNA polymerase II; oxidative demethylation.